GCAUGACAUUUACCCGUCCCUAACCUACAAAUUAUGCGCAUGACGCUAUCGCAGGGUCAUUUGAAAGUCAAUGAGCGCAUCGUAUCUUCCACCUGCAACAGUUUUCCAUGAAAAGAAUUUUGAAUCUAUGAGCAACGUAAGCAGUAUUCAAAGAACAGCAUUUUAGAGAAGAGAAAUUCAAGAUGGUUGGUAUAGCAAGACUUCUGCUCAUGGUGGUCAUCUUAACGUACGUCGUUGUGGUGUGGACCCAGUCGAGGGGAAUAGAAUGGAGAGGACGCCCGAAUGACCCGUCCAUCUAUGAACACCCACAAGACCCGACGGUAUACGAUAAGGAAAAGGCCAAGUCAGAAGGCAUCAACUACGCUAACCUGACCUGUAAAGCCAAGGCCAGGCCCUGGGUCAACUACGCCUGGUUAAAAGACGGGAAGGAGAUACAGAUAUCCGACAAGUACACGAUAGCAGGCGGGUAUCUGGUCAUAUACAACCCCACAUAUCCGGACGAUGAAGGGUUGUACCAGUGCAUCGCCUACAACCCGAGGGGAGCGGACGUCAGUACGCCAGCAUGGUUCUUGAUGACGCACGUUGGAGAGUUUGACAAAUCGCCCCGCUCUCAGGUGACAGUAACUGAAGGAAGAGGGUUCAAAGUGGAAUGUGGAGCUCCUGACGGCUUUCCUGCCCUUUACUACGGCUGGUACAAGGGCCAUGUCGCCAACCGGAUCAUUCCGAACGAACGGAGAUACAUCUCCCAUAAAAACGGAGACCUGUAUUUUAAAUAUGCCGUAGUCAAUGACGCCGGAAACUACAGGUGCUUCGUCCAAAAUCAGCAGGAAACAGACUUUGCCGGGGAUUUGCAGAACAGAUCCAGCCCUAUCAUCACCGUGAUCGUAAAUCGUGAUCUCAACCCACCUAUAUCGGACAGAGAACCAGUGAUCAUGCUUGCUCCGCAGGACACCACCGUCAUCGAGGGGUACCUGAGUGCAGAACUGGAGUGUUUCGACGACGCAUACCCUGAAUCUAACAUCCAGUGGAAACGACUGGACAGGCCAGCCAGAGAAGGCGGUGUAGAGAUAGCAUUUCCGUCCAAAGCCCGGUUCAACUAUCACUCCCACGCUCUCAUCAUCCCGUUGAUGAGCGCAGCUGACGGUGGAAUCUUCCAGUGUACCGCCAGCAACCGCAAGGGAUCCGUCUCACACGAGGCCCAAAUCGAAGUUAGAUCUGUACCGAGCCCUAAAGUACCGAGAGCCAGCAAGGCACUCGUCUUCGGAGGCAGUGUGACUAUGUCAUGUGAAGCAACGGGAAGUGAACCUCUCGUGUACAGUUGGUACUUUAAAAGAGACAAGAUAGUGACGGACAACAUCAAAUACGUCGUAUCCACUGACAAACUUACAGUCAAGAACAUGGAUCUGGGAGAUAGAGGAGGUUACCGAUGUAUCGUCUCAAACCAACAAGGAGCGGGUAGUGCCGAAGUUAAGUUACUAGCUAAAGGACCGAAUAUCAUAAUCCCGAUCAGCCAACAGAACGGGAUGGAAGGAUCCACCAUCACCAUGACUGUAAGGUUCGCGGGACUUCCGGUUCCUACUAUGGAGUGGAUCAAACAGGGGGAAGUGAUCGCAACUAGGACACCAGAGGGAGUUGUUGAGACUACCAGUCCGAGAUAUGACGUGACAAGACAGGGAUAUCUUAUCAUCAAGAAUCUGACUCCAGACGACGCAGGGAGUUACAGCUUCAGAAUUCAAAACGUCCUUGACAGCAAGGAUACAGCCGGGAUACUAUACGUUGCAAAACAAUCGCGUAUCAUACGAGGUCCUGGACCAACAGAUGUCAACAUGGAACAAGGAGGUACUACCAUCAUCCCGUGUGAAGGACAGAUAGACUCCCUGCUGGAAAGUGUCAACACUUGGUUUGUGGACGGAAGAAAGAUUGACUUUGUGAAAGAAUCCUUCAACUACAAGAGGGGGCCUAAAGGAGAACUGAUUAUCAAGAACGCAAAUGUCAUGAUGCACGAUGGAGUGUACACAUGCGCACUGGCCACAACUGCUGACGAACAGACUGCAACUGGCAGGGUGCGGAUCAAGGGUGUGAGCGAGGCACCAGUUGGAGUGAAGUUUGAGAACGUGGGGUCCAACACCGCUACUCUCCGCUUCACUCAAGCCAACACCAAUGGAGACAGCUGUAAGGAGUACGUGGUGGAGGCGCAGACAGAGUUCGAUGACAUUUUCUUCACUGACAGGCUGUGGACCCAGGUUUGGAGGGGUUCACCUAGUGCCCUCAGAAGUAGCCGAGGGGGAGCCAAGCUUCUCAACUUGAACAACCUGAAGCCGUACACCGAGUACAGCUUCCGGGUUAUGUGUUUGAAUACAUACGGCAUGGGUGAGCCGAGCUGGCCGACUGAGAAAAACAGGACCUUGCCAGGAGCCCCACCUCGAGCUCCAAGGAAGCUUGGUUACGGCAAUGGUAUGGCAGGAGAUGUGCUGAUGAGCUGGGAGCCGCUUGAGGAGUCAGACUGGGGAGAUUACACGGUUGGAUACCGUGUACGGUACCGCCGACAGGGUACCGGGGACAAGUACCGGGUGGUCUACAUCGACAACCCUGAGGCAGCAGCCUACGCGCACACCCAGCCUCCAGCACCCGUCAACGUUCCAUACGAGUGUAAGAUCGCGGCGUACAAUAACUACAGUGUUGGACCAGAGGCCACGUGGAUAGCCUACUCAUCUUCAGGCCUGCCAGAUUAUCCAAGGAACUUGGAAAUCAUAAAACAAACGAACAACAGUGUGACGAUGCAAUGGGACAAGAUCCCGAACUUCAACGGCCCGAUCCCGUUCUGGGGUGUCCGGUACUGGCGUGAGGAGGAUCGCCCAAGGGCAGCUAGGCGUAAUCAAACAAUAUUUAAACGUGCGGUCAGCUAUUGGUGGGAUACCUGGCUUCGAUACAUCCCAGAGCAAGAGGAGGAGGAUGAAACAGGGUUCCAGUACGCCCGUCUCUAUGACGACGGUCUGACCAAGCUAUCAGGGCCUGCUGGCAAGGAGACUUACAUACUUCGUGGACUUCAGCCGAGCACGCUCUACAACUUUCAGGUGCGAGCCAACAGCCAUCCAUAUUUUGGAGAAUACAGCAACAUCACCCGUGCUAUCACAUUGAGAACCGGAAACCCAUGGCUCCAAGGAUUGAGGGGCACCUGGUGGAUACCUAUGCUGUUCUGGUUACUGGUUACACUGCUGAUAGUCCUGCUGCUCACCCUGUGCUGUUGUUGCUGUCUUUGGUGCAACUUGCGGCAGCGGGACAAACCCAAAAAUGAGCUAUUCCUCCUCUCCAAGAGAAACUGGAAAGCCAGGAAUUAUGAAGUAGAUGUCAUGACAGACUACCACAAGGGGCUCCUUAAGCAGUUCCGGGACACCAUCAUCCGAUACGUCAGUCCCAACCCUGUUACGGAUCAUCUCGUCACAAGUGAUGCCCUACCCCAGACCAUAGCAGGUCAGAUCGAACAGAUUGAAGAUCCUGAUCUGGCCAAUGAGAGGCUCCUGGACAUCCUGCCCUACCGCCCUGAUUUCGCCUUUGACCGUUUCUGUGAUGGAUUCCGGCCUGAACACCCUUGGCUGUCUGAUCUACUGGAGGAGGCGGAAGAAGAAAUGACAGACGAGCACAGGUCUAUCCUCCAGACCCACCAGGAAGCCCUGGCUGCAACUGUCGACCCUCAUCCCGUCAUCAGCCACAUGAAGGAGAAUAAGUACUUCAACCCAAUGGAAGAAGAAGAUCUCAUGACCCUUUCGAGCAAGGAAGAGACGAACAACACUGUGAUUGAAAUGUUGAAAGACCGUCCGGACCCUGCCUUCUACCACUACCUAAUGUGCCUGGAAAAGCAGGAUCCAGACCUAGCUGCCAAGAUUGGAGGACCAGACUGUCAGGUGGACAUCAAGAAGCUUCAGCUCGACAUUGAGAACAGGGCCCUCAUGGACAAGGCAAUGCGGAUGGAGGCCCGCAUGCCACCGUCUCUCAUGGUCGCUGAUGGGAAAUACGACGACGACGAUGAUAAGAGUGGUAAGCACGCUGGAAAAGAUGCGGAAUCCUGGCACAUUGACAUGCCGAUGUUAAGCAGCCUUGAUGACUUCAAGAUGUCGAAAACGGUGGCGGUGGAGCCAGUGGGGGACAAGAAGAUGUCGAACAUGGUCGCUGUUGAGCCAGGGGAGCUGAAGAUGUCUAACAUGGAUUCUGUGGACACCCCAACUAUUUCAUCUAUUCUGGACGGUGUGCUUCCACCACCAGAUACCCAAGCGGCUCAUCCGUUUGAGUCCCAGUCCGGAAGCACCAUUGAAGUAGAAAAUGCCAAUCCGAUCAUCAUUGAGAUUGUUGGAGACGCCAAGAGUGUGCGCUGGCUGCGUGAAGGCAUUCCACUCCCAAACGACGAGUUCUACCAGCAGACCACCGAGGGCGAAGACUUACACUCCCUCUUCAUCGCCAAAGUGACCGAGCAGAACCAGGGGUGUUACACUUGUGAAGGUACCACGGAGCACGGUGUGGUCCACUGUGACAUCUUCAUCAAGGUCCGGGAACCACGGACCGAAAUGGCAUCACUAGUAUAGAAAAUGCCCCUACUAUACGCUGUCUGGAUAUUUCGUUCAGGAUUGUGUGCAUCUCAUGCAGAUAUAAAACAGCAUAAUCGUAUAACUCAUAAGGUACAGAAUAUGACAGUUUGAGAUUUCCAUUAAGGAAACUUGUAGCUUUGUGAGACGUACCUUUGUCGUGCCUAGCUUCGUUUAGAUUGCUUUAUACAUGUAACGUUAUAUCCGGAUAAAGAAAUAACACAUGUACAGUAUGCAGCACAGCGUGUACAGUAUUACCUACUUACCAGGCCGAAUAUUUGAUAAAAUCUAACCUACUGUGAUGCUCACUGACAUGAUAGAACACAAAACCUUACCUACCCGAGUACUUUUCAGUGUAAUGUGAACAGAACGACAAGAUGCGCCUGGCAUCUUGAGUUGCGGGCCAGCUUUAUUGGGUUUUGACAUUUAUACCUAGCAUAUAUAUCAUUCUGUUUUAUGUACACGUUAAUACAUGGGAAUGAACGAACGAACGAACGAACGAAUACUUUAAACCUCAAGCGUUAUCAGGUGCAUAACGAUGGUUACAUGUUUCAUCGGAAUGUUGUUGAAAUAGGGUGUUAUUUACAUGGUGUGAUUGUAUAAAAUGAUCUUAGUUUGUUUCACAAAUAUGAAUGUUAACAUUUACCUCUACUUACAAUUUGUGUUCAACUAUAUUGAAUAGGUUAUGUUUUCAAGUAUGUCGAUGAAUUACUAAAUCCUGUGCUUGUUCCAAUAGUUUUCAAUUGAUUUCAGAAUGUAAUAAGCUUGAUAUGAUUAAUGAGGAAAUGCACGUGAAUAUCUUAAAACGAGAUAAUCAAUUAGGUUAACAGCAAUAUUAAUAUUAGUGGAUAUUUGAGAGGGAAGGAAAAACACACUAUGAGGAGAGGUAUUGAUUUGGCGUAGAUAUAGUUUGUUCUUGUUAUCUCAUAAGAGUUGUUAAUUGGAGUUUCUGAACUUCUGUAUAUUCGGGCGAGAAUUACAUCAUAAAGAAUACACCAGAAUUUCA
Branchiostoma floridae (Florida lancelet) is the source of this 5583-nucleotide messenger RNA. RefSeq names its product contactin-2-like. The record is from RefSeq and is a predicted model, not a curated record. Gene Ontology annotation, cellular component: plasma membrane; axon. Gene Ontology annotation, molecular function: cell-cell adhesion mediator activity. Gene Ontology annotation, biological process: axon guidance; dendrite self-avoidance; regulation of apoptotic process. Lineage: Eukaryota; Metazoa; Chordata; Leptocardii; Amphioxiformes; Branchiostomatidae. The transcript has 32 exons. Bases 183 to 4577 code for a protein of 1464 amino acids.